Hippoglossus stenolepis (Pacific halibut) is the source of this 8238-nucleotide messenger RNA. RefSeq names its product discs, large homolog 5a (Drosophila) (gene dlg5a). Gene Ontology annotation, molecular function: protein binding. Gene Ontology annotation, biological process: regulation of apoptotic process. NCBI's taxonomy places the organism in Eukaryota, Metazoa, Chordata, Actinopteri, Pleuronectiformes, Pleuronectidae. The transcript has 34 exons. The coding region runs from base 24 to 6191 and encodes 2055 amino acids. The record is from RefSeq and is a predicted model, not a curated record.
CACGGAACUACAGCGGGGCAGCAAUGGAGCCAAAGCACAAAGAGUUGCUCGACCAGUGCCACCAGAACUUGCUGGAGUCCAUCACCGACGCGGACCGGCUGAUCGAGCUGCUCAUCGUCUCCGGCACCCUGAGCCAACUCGACCGGUUCGAGCUGGAGCAGAACUGCUCGUCCAGCGCCGAGAAAGUGGACCACCUCCUGAAGAUGCUCGUGAACAAGGAGAGCGACCAUUUCCUCGACCUGUGUGUGGCCCUGGAGAAGGCGUACCCUGACCUGUACGCUGCCCUGUUCGGCAGCAACGGCGGCGGACCUGUGGACCACUCCACCGGUUCCACGUACAGCGUCCUGUCCACCAUGCCCUCUGACUCAGAAAGCAGCAGCUCCCUCAGUAGUGUCGGUUCGCCCGUUAACGGUGAAGCGUCCUCCCCACCCCCAGCCAUCAACGACAACCGGCCAACCGGUGACAACCUGGACACCAUCCUGUUCCAGCUCCGCCAGGUGACCAGGGAGAGGGAUGAGCUCCGCAAGCGCCUGGCGUUGGCAUCGCCCGGGACCACCUUCGACGACUGCAGGCCAAAUUCCAAAGCCAGUCAUGACUAUGAGCGUCUGAAAAGUCAGUGCAUGAGGGCCAUGGCAGAUCUGCAGUCCCUCCAGAACCAGCACACCAAAACCCUCAAGAGGUGCGAGGAGGCUGUGAAGGAGGCCGACUUCUACCACAUGUUGCACAGCCGCGUCCUGAGUGAACAGACGCAGCUGAAGGAAGAGAUGGAGACACUCAGGAGAGACAACUCCCAACUUGUCCGAGAGCACAACCACCUACAGCAGAACUGUGAGGAGCUCAAACGACUGCACGGUCAAGACCAGAAAGAGUUGGCAGACCUGCGGCAGCAGCAACAGCAGGUAAUGAGAGAGAAGGGCUCAUCUGAGGUGUUAAACAAACUCUAUGAUACAGCCAUGGACAAGCUGGAGGGUGUGAAGAAGGACUACGAUGCUCUGAGCAAGCGCUACAGCGAGAAGGUGGCUAACCACAACACAGACCUGAGCCGUCUGGAGCAGGCGGAAGAGGAGAACCGGCGGCUGCAGAAGCAGAUGGACGCACUGCUCAAACAGCGUGAUUCAGCCAUGCACUACCAGCAGCAGUACUCCACCUCAAUGAGAAGGUUUGACUCGGUGCAGCAGGAGCUAAACAAAUCGUCAGCCCAGAACAAGGAGCUUCAGAGGGAGAUGGAGCGUCUCCAGUCGGAGGUGACGCGCUACAAGAACUUACAGCUGAAAGCAGGAAAGGACUGCGAGAAGUACAAGGAGGAGAGGGACUCUGUUUUCAACGAGUAUCGUCUCAUCAUGAGCGAGAGGGACCAGGUGAUCAAAGAGCUGGACAAGUUACAGACGGCGCUGGAGGCGGCCGAGGCCCGACUGAAAAACACCUCCUCUGAAAGAGUGGUGGCCAGUGAGGAGCUGGAGGCACUCAGACAGGAGUUGAACUCUUCACUGGUGGACCGCGACAGGGCCAUCUGUGAGAGGAACGAGCUGCUGGAGAAGUACUGCCACGAGGUGAAGGACAAGGCCGAGGCCCAGAAGGAGCUGAGCCAGGCCUGCAAGGACAUCGAGACGGUGCGGGAGGAGAGGGACGUGGCCCGCAAAGAGAGGACGGAGGCCAUCAUUCAAAGGGAUCAGUUGCUCCGAGAGUACUAUCAGGCCAGACAGAAACAAGACUCCGCCACCCUGGACAUGGAACGAGCCAAUAAGGAGAUUGAGAUGCUGAGGAAACAGUACGAGGCCAUGUCUCAGGAACUGAAGGAGGCCACACAGGAGGCUGAGGUGGCCAAAUGCAGACGGGACUGGGCCUUCCAAGAGAGGGACAAGAUAGUGGCGGAGAGGGAGAGCAUCAGGACUCUGUGUGAUAACCUGCGACGGGAGCGGGACCGGGCAGUCAGCGACCUGGCCGACGCCCUGCGAAAUCUGGACGACAUGAGGAAACAGAAAAACGACGCCUUACGAGAGCUGAAAGAACUGAAGGAGAAGAUGGAGAGCCAGCUUGAGAAGGAGGCCCGUUUCUGUCAGCUAAUGGCCCACAGCUCUCACGACUCAGCCAUCGACACAGACUCCCUGGAGUGGGAGACAGAGGUGGUGGAGUUUGAGAAAGACAGGGACGACAUGGAUUUGAAGGCACUUGGGUUUGAUAUCACUGAGGGGGUAAAUGACCCGUAUUUACCAGGAGAUUGUGGAAUAUUUGUUACAAGGGUGGAUAAAGGAAGUAUCGCAGAUGGAAGGCUAAGAGUGAAUGAUUGGCUGUUGAAGAUUAAUGACAUAGACCUGACCAAUAAGGACAGGAAGCAGGUGGUGAAGGCUGUCCUCAGUGGUGGGGGGUCGAUCAACAUGGUGGUACGAAGGAGGAAGUCCCUCGGAGGACGGCUGGUCACUCCUGUUCACAUCAACCUUGUGGGACACAAAGACAGCGGAAUUGGUCUGGAGAGCGGCGUGUUCGUUGCCGCUAUCGUCCAGGGCAGCCCUGCAGCCAGGGAAGGUUCCCUAACAGUUGGUGACAGACUGAUCGCUAUAAACGGCAUUGCUCUGGAUAACAAAUCUGUGACAGAGUGCGAGGCUCUGCUGAGGAGCUGCAGGGACUCUCUGAGCCUCUCUCUCAUGAAGUUCUUCCCUCACAGCACAUCGGGCCAGAACAUCUUUGAGAGUCUGCGUGAGUCAUCAGAAAAGUCCAACGGGCGCAUGCACCUGUCAGAGGUCCACUCCCGGAACAGUCGCAACCUCAAACACAACAGCUCAACGCAGACUGACAUCUUCUGCCCUGACCUCGGCAGCACUAGCACAGGGAGCAUCUCCGGGGAGAGGAGGAAGGUCAGAGGUGAAUCUGAUGAGGUGUACGGCGACAUGAGCAGGCCGUUUUCCCUAGGUUCCCUCCACGCCACUAGCCUCCGACCUGCGUCUGACUUGGGCACUGGCCGCUACGGCCCCAGUGCUUUCCAGGAGUGCUGCCCAUACACAAAGGCACCUUCCUCUUUGCCCUUUGACCCUGUCUCGGCCUCGGACUGCAUCACAAUGGAGACGACCCUGGAGAAGAAGCACAGCGGGGGCACGUGGCCCAAGAUGAUGGUGGGAGGUAUGUCAGUUGCACCAGAUAACACCAGUCCGGUCACAGCAGCAGCCCAGCUCUCCAUCUACAAAUCGCCCAAACAGAGGAAGUCCAUCUUCGACCCAGACACUUUCAAACGUCCCGAAACCCCUUCCUCUAAGAUGGAGUACAUGGCGGCUAAUCAGAUUGCAGCAGUAGCUGCCGCUGCUGCGGCUUCCCACUCUCCCCAGCCUUCAAAGACUGAGUCCCUCUCCUCCUCAUCCACCCCUACCCCAACCCCUCCGACCCCACCCAAUCGCAGUGACUCCUUUAAAUUCAAACACAAACAUCAAAGCAGCUCUGCCUCUGACUGCACCAUCACCUCAGAGGGCAAGGGAGAGGCUGUCAUCUCCAUGGCAGCGGCAGAGGGCAGAGAGAGGAGCGAGCGGGAAAGAGACAGGAACGGGAACCACUAUUUCCUGGACGGCAAGGUCCUGACAUCGAGGAAGUCGUGUGAUGAGGACAUCGGCCGAACCAGGGGGGAGGAGCCUGAGGUGAAGAGGCCGCGUCCUAAAUCUGCCCCCGCCCUCCGACGGAGGAUGACCCCCCAGACCAUCAAUUUCCCCACCUUCCAAAGCUACUCUAACGACGAGCACUCGCCAGAGCCCAGGGACAUGCUGCGCUCGUCUCCCAGCCGCUCCCACAGGCACAGUGUGGGCUUCGUCCCCACAGUCUACAAUGGCACCCUACCUCCGAAUUCAGCCCACCGGGGACUGUCUCCUUGCCCCGCCGUGACUGCGGUGAUGAGGAAUCCUGUGUACACCGUGCGCAGUCACCGCGUUCAUACCAGCAACUGUCCAUCUGUCGCCUCCCAGAUCUGUCACCAGCACACCCACACCAGCCCCCAACACCAGGGUCGUCUGAGCCUGGACCUGAGCCAGCAGAAGCGCACCGGCGACUACUCAGAAACCUCGUCGUCGCGUAGCAGCAGAGCUUCACACGGUACAAACUCACUGCCCUCCAGCGCUCGCCUCGGUUCUUCCAAUAACGUCCAGUACCGCACGGAGAGGAUCAAAAUCCCUUCCACUCCGCGCUACCCUCGCUCCAUGCUGGGGUCAGACAGAGGCUCCCUGUCCCACUCCGAGUGUAGCAGCCCGAGUCUCAUCACGCCUCCACAAUCACCCCUCAAUCUGGAGACUUCCUCAUUCGCCAGCAGCCAAUCACAAGGCUCCAUUUCCACUUUACCUCGGAUCUCAGUCAGCCCUUUGCCAAUAGGGGAGCGCAGGAAAGACAGAGCUCUUUACCGUAACCGAUCUUUUCUAAGGAUUCCUCUGGCUGCAAGGCCGAGGUUCUCCUCUCUCAGGAGCCUCAGGCCGUACCUGGAGGAACCGCGCAAUGUGAUUGUGCACAAAGGAGCGGAGCCUCUCGGCAUCUCCAUCGUCAGUGGGGAGAAUGGAGGAAUCUUUGUCUCGAAAGUUACAGGAGGAAGCAUCGCCCACCAGGCAGGACUGGAAUAUGGAGAUCAGUUACUGGAGUUCAACGGCAUCAACCUGCGGAACGCUACGGAGCAGCAAGCUCGUCUCAUCAUCGGCCAGCAGUGUGACACCAUCACCAUUAUGGCCCAGUACAACCCACACAUGUACCAGCUGGGAAACCACUCUCGCUCCAGCUCCCGCCUGGAGCCAGUCAGUUCACAGUCGACCCCACAGGGUAGUGGGGCCGCCACCCCCGACAAUCACUCCAACAUCGAUACACUCAGCGAACAGGACGAGGGGACGCUCACUCCCUCCUCCAAGCAGACCACACCCACUACAAGUCCCAACAACUUUAUCAGAAUGCCGUCUGACGGCAGCAGGAAGGUGGGCGAUCCACGGCUUGUGACGGUGCGCAGGCCUGGAGUGGAAGUGGGAGUCACGCUCUGUGGAGGGAACCUGCGGGGCGUCUUCAUCGAGAGCCUGGACGAGGACAGUCCUGCCAGAGGCCCAGAUGGACUGCUAACUGGGGACAUUAUUUUAGAGUAUAACUCGGUGAAUAUGAAGAAUAAGACGGCCGAGGAGGUGUACGUCGAGAUGCUGAAGCCUGCAGAGAUGGUCACGUUGAAGGUGCAGCACCGGCCAGACGACUUCAGCACGCUCAAAGAUGUUCCAGGAGAUGGCUUUUAUAUUCGAGCACUUUACGACCGGGUCGGGGAGGCCGAGGGGGACCUCACUUUCAAGAAGGAUGACAUCCUGUACGUGGAUGAGUCUUUACCAAAGGGCAGCUUCGGGACCUGGAUGGCCUGGCAGCUAGACGAGAACGCACAGCAGAUCCAGAGGGGGCAGAUCCCCAGCAAGUACAUGAUGGACCAAGAGUUCUACCGCAGACACAGCGUGACAGAAAUGAAGGAAGACUCCAGUAAGACUCUGUCUGCGGCGGCUCGCAGAUCCUUCUUCAGGAGGAAACAGAAACACAAACGUAGCAGCUCCAAAGACAGCAAAGAGAUGGUGGCUUUGGACGCCAUCAGCACAGACUCCAUCCCCUUCCUGGAUGACUGCGUGAGCUUGGCAUACCAGCGGGUCCAGAAGGUGGAGUGCGCCUCUCCUCGACCGGUACUCGUCCUCGGGCCGCUCACAGACCCCGCCAAGGAGAUGCUGGUCAAAGAGUCUCCUGGGAAGUUCUGCCGAUGUGUACUGGAGGUGAUGAAGGCAUCCCAGCAAGCCAUCGAGCGCGGCGUCAAAGACUGCCUCUUCAUCGACUACAAGCGCAGGAGUGGCCAUUUCGACGUGACCACCGUUGCUUCUAUAAAGGAAAUAACAGAUAAGGGUUGUCACUGUUUGCUCGACAUCGCUCCACACGCCAUCGAAAGGCUCCACUGCGUUCACAUUUAUCCGAUUGUUGUCUUCGUCCGCUACAAAAAUGCCAAGCAGAUUAAGGAGCAGAAAGAUCCGGUUUAUCUGCGGGACAAAGUAUCUCAAAAACAUUCCAAGGAGCAAUUUGAAAGUGCACAGAAGAUAGAGCAAGAAUACAGCAAAUUCUUCACAGGUAUUGUCCAAGGCGGCACCCUCCCUUACAUUUGCACUCAGAUCAUGACGAUAGUUGAUCAAGAACAAAGUAAAGUCCUGUGGACUCCACUCGGCUGCCCCUAGAGGAGACUGGCUGCCACUACAUUAAGCUGCGGCUUCUCAUCUCCAUUCCCCGAACACUAAUUAACUCUCUCACACGAUACCAGUAGGUACCCUACAGCGAGCUAGUUAUGUAAAUUAUUGAUAUUUUUUAUUUUGUCUUUGUUAUGGUUUAUAAUCAGAGCCUGUUUGAUUUCUGAUGUACUCCGGAGCAGGUUAGUAGCACUGGAUCUCGACGUUAAAGUUCAUUGAGUCUUCCCUAAGGGUUUCUGGUGGUGUGUUUGUAAUGCUGCAAUCGUAAGCAUCCGUUUACAGUCAAAAGACGAGUCUAACUAUUGAUGUUCAAUAUUUGCUUGAAUGCGUGUCCCUCCCCUUUGUGUACGCAAAACCUCAACACUAAUGAAGUUCAGCCCCGACCCCCCCGUGUAGCAAAUGACGUUUUGUGGUUUCCCCGACAAUUAUGCACCAGUUUGACAACGACUGACAACUAAUUGUGUUUGCUUGUCUUUGUGCGUGAGCGUUUUUGCGUGUGUGUGUGUGUGUGUGUGCGUGAGAGAGAGAGUUUGUUCAGAAUUGUAAUGACAAUUUCAGUUGAAUAGAACCAUGGUUGUUUGUUAGUGCGAAUACGACGCUAUAGAAAUCGAAUGCCAGGACCAGACAUCACAUUCCCCGUGGUGUGAACGUGCAAAAGCAUCAGACCUCUCGACGUAUGUAGCUACCGAACAUCAUCACUGCCAGCAGUAACGACCAUGACAACUCCAAACACAGCGAUGUUUGCUCUAUGCAUUGCGUUUCUAUAGUAGCCGGGAGGGUGGACAGUUUAUGUGGGCCUUUCGGAAGUGCCUUUGGAGAGGAAGCCUGAUCUGAAACCAGCCCCUGCUCACGUAGCCAGGACGUCAAGGAACAUUUUCUGAAAAUGUCUCUUCAAGAUGCGAUUGGUCACUUCACGCAACACGGACUCGAUGAGGAUUCAGGGGCUGGUUUCAGACCAGCACAGUGCAUGACAAUGGCAAAGUUUUGAGGGUGGGCCGCAGCGUCGGCCAACGGGUUAACUCCUCAGAAUGCACUCCAGGGCUAGACAGACCACUGUGUAACUAUCAUUCUAUCUCUUUAACAUAUAUUUAACAACAAUAUAGAGUAUAACAUAUACAAUAUGCAGAUACAUCAGAAAAACACACACACGCACAUAUAUAUAGAUAUAUAAAUAUAUAUAUAUUACAUGUAUUUUCACUAGGUCGUACGCCUAGGAUCGUUUGGCAGUCAAGUCGUGUCUUAGCAGGUAUUAGCAUGUUUUUUCUUUUUAUUUAUUUUCUGUUUUUAUUUUUUGUGGUUGGUUGUCAGUCACUUAUUGAUGUACUCAUUAAAAGAGACACUAUGAAGCAAAAAUUGCAGGGUAAUAUCUUAAAGGAUUUUCCUCUGAUCCGUUUAAAUGUUAGUGACUUUUUCAUUAUUAUUUAAGUGUAUUUUCUAUUCAGGAGGCAAAAAAAUAAAAUACUGACAAAAAUAUUCUGCCCUUCCAUGCAAACCAUAUCCUGUAUCUUAUUGUGCCAAAAUCCACUACGGCGACUUUAUCCUUUUUAUUUCUGUUUUGCACUUGUUUAUCUGUGAACCUUAAAAACAUGUAUCUGCUCCUAGGUUUCCAGUAGACUAUAUAGGUACUAUAAUUUCUACUGUAACUAAUUCACAUUUUAUGUAUCACAUCAGUUCCUUACAUUUCAUUUAUGGCCUUUUUGUUCUUUCGUAGGAAGAAAAAAGGAUCACUUCUUAUUUGAAUUAUUAAAAAGGGAUCUAUUCUUGCACAGUUUUUUUUUCAAAGGAAAAUUAGUCCACAAGUUUGACUACUGGACUGAAAAAAAGAGUAAAGCAGAAGCAAACUGUAAUGUUACUAUUUUUCUGAGUAGAUAGCAAAUGUUAGCGAGCAAGCGAGAGAGUGGGAUACAACGUGAACUAGUUGUAUUUAUAGAAAGAAUCAAGACGCCAGGUACUGAUUGAACUUUUCUUUUGUUAGAAAGAAUGUGAUUUGUAUGUUGAGACAUUAACAUGAGAAUAAAGCUCAUUUUCUGUAUCACAA